This is a messenger RNA of Cuscuta campestris, 2835 nucleotides long. The record is from the annotation of a GenBank genome assembly. Lineage: Eukaryota; Viridiplantae; Streptophyta; Magnoliopsida; Solanales; Convolvulaceae.
AUUAUCAAACACAAUCCGUAUUGCAUAAAAUCUGUUCAUAAUUUUUAUUUUGCAUAGGGAAUAUACUUCUUCUUAGUACAUUUUUGUUUUUUUGUAAUAUUUUUUUGAGUUUCGAAUUAUUUUGACCAACAGAUACAUUUUUUACUAUUUUUGUUCAUGAGAUUGUUUACAAUGUUUGUCCUGNACCGGGACCAGACCGAAUAAUGUUACUUUUAAUUUUUUUUUUAAAUUUUAUUUUAUUUUUUUAAUUUAAAGUAUUCAAUUGAAUAAAAAUAUUACUACAACUAAUUUUUAAUUGUAACAUGCACUAAACAUUAUCAAACACAAUCCGUAUUGCAUAAAAUCUGUUCAUAAUUUUUAUUUUGCAUAGGGAAUAUACUUCUUCUUAGUACAUUUUUGUUUUUUUGUAAUAUUUUUUUGAGUUUCGAAUUAUUUUGACCAACAGAUACAUUUUUUACUAUUUUUGUUCAUGAGAUUGUUUACAAUGUUUGUCCUGUGGAUUAGAGUUUUAUUAUUGAUAAAAUACAAAUUUAAGUUAUAGUAUUGAAUGAGCACGUAACCCACUACCAUCUCCAUUCUUUUCCAUAGAAUGAUCACAUGUCCCAUUGCCAUUUCUGUUUCCUCUAAGCUGUGGAGCUUCCAGAAGCACCAAAUAUUCAUCUCAAAUCCAAUCCCAAAGAACCCACCGCCGGCUUGAAAUUGAAACAGGAGGUUGGGAGAUAAUUCCUCAACUCUUUGAAUCAUGAAGAAAGAAAUCCUAUUCGUUCCUUUCAUUCUCUUCCUAAAUCUGCUACUCCCCGAUCCAUCUUACAGUGCCCCAAGAGCUCAAAAAGUAAAACUCAUUUGCGGAAAUCAAAUGGAGCACAACACGACAGCUUUCGUGCCAAACUUUGUCAGUGUCAUGGAAAACUUAAGUGAUCAAAUGCGAACCCGUGGGUGGGGACUUUCCAUAGCUGGCUCUGGUCCAGAUUCAAACUAUGGAUUGGCUCAAUGCUAUGGGGACCUUUCUUUACUUGACUGUGUUUUGUGCUACGCGGAAGCACGUACAUUGCUCCCCAUCUGCUUUCCUCACAGUGGUGGAACCAUCUAUCUCGAUGGCUGCUUUAUGAGGGCUGAGAAUUACUCCUUCUUUCAAGAGUAUAAGGGACCAAAUGAUACGCGGGUGUGUGGGAGUGGGACCCCCAGAAAGGAUUUCUCUUUCCAGAAGGCGGCUAGGAAGGGGGUGAUGCAAUUGGUUUCGGAUGCUCCCAACAAUAAUGGCUCUGGGAGGGCUGAGCUGGCAGUGCCUGGGAGACGGAACGAGUCGGUUUAUGUUUUGGGGGAUUGUUGGAAGACUCUGAAUGUGAGCUCUUGUAGGGCGUGUUUGGAGAACGCCUCUAAGUCCAUGCUGGGGUGCUUGCCCCGGUCAGAGGGCCGCGUGUUACAUGCAGGAUGCUUCAUGAGGUACUCAGACAACAACUUUCUUAAUCCUGUUUCAAGUAACCGCGGCUCAUCCAGAGCGAGUGUAGCUGUCAUUGUAAUUGCAACUGUUAGUUCUGUGAUUGUGUUGGUUCUGGGAUUAGUUAUUGCUCUAUAUUUCUUGAAGCAGAGAAGAAUAGAGAAGAAGAGAAAAGGCUCAAAUGAUGUUGCAAGACUAGUGAAAAUCCUCCAUGACAGCAGCUUGAACUUCAAAUAUUCCACACUCGAAAAAGCAACUGGAAAUUUCAAUGAAGCCAACAAGCUUGGGCAAGGUGGAUUUGGUACAGUUUACAAGGGAGUUUUGGCAGAUGGAAGAGAGGUUGCUGUCAAAAGACUCUUCUUCAACAACAAACAUAGGGUAGCCGAUUUCUACAAUGAGGUCAACAUUAUUAGCAGUGUUCAACACAAGAAUUUGGUGAGGUUGUUAGGGUGUAGUUGUGCGGGUCCCGAAAGCCUUCUCGUUUAUGAGUAUCUGCCGAACCAGAGUCUUGAUCAGUUCAUUUUUGAUCCUGUCAAGGAUAGAAUGUUGAAUUGGGAGAAGAGGUUUGAAAUAAUUAUAGGGACCGCAGAAGGACUGGUUUACCUUCAUGAGAACUCAAAGAACCGAAUCAUUCACAGAGAUAUAAAAGCUAGCAACAUCCUACUCGACUCAAGGCUUCGUGCUAAGAUUGCUGAUUUUGGGUUGGCAAGAACUUUUGAGGAAGACAAAAGCCAUAUAAGCACUGCAAUUGCAGGAACUCUGGGAUAUAUGGCUCCGGAGUAUCUUGCACAUGGGCAGUUAUCUGAGAAAGCCGAUGUUUAUAGCUUCGGUGUAGUUUUGCUGGAAAUUGUCACUGGGAGACAGAAUAACAGGAGCAAAGCCGCCGAGUACACAGACAGCUUGGUGAAUAUUGUGUGGACACAUUUUCAACAAAGGAGAGUGGAGGAGCUGUUCGACCCGAACCUGAUGCUGCAUAACUACCACAACAUUGAUGUUGAAGAUGAGGUGUUGAGAGUGGUCCACAUAGGGUUGUUGUGCACCCAAGAGGCGGCUUCGCUACGGCCAUCCAUGUCGAGGGUAUUACAAAUGCUAGCUAAGAAGGAGGAUUUGCCCCCGCCGACGAAUCCUCCCUUCGUUGACGAAAAAACCAUGGAGCUAAACGAUAGUUGGGACGCCGCCCCAUCUUUCCCACUCAAAGCAAGUGAUUAUACCUCAAUUGCCAGUGUUUCACAAAGCUCUUUUCAACCUAGAUAAGAUUUAAGAGUUGUAUGUUAGUGAAAAAAUGAUUUAUUUUAUGGUACAUAUAUAUGGAGUGUUCCUAUAGUAUUGCUUUGUAUAGAGAAAUCAUUAUUCACAUUGUGUUUCAUUGGAAGUAUAAAUCAAUGAGUAUAAAAGGU